Messenger RNA from Athalia rosae (coleseed sawfly), 2897 nucleotides. RefSeq names its product RING finger and SPRY domain-containing protein 1-like. Gene Ontology annotation, cellular component: cytoplasm. The transcript is spliced from 10 exons. Gene Ontology annotation, molecular function: protein binding; ubiquitin-protein transferase activity. The coding region runs from base 568 to 2166 and encodes 532 amino acids. Lineage: Eukaryota; Metazoa; Arthropoda; Insecta; Hymenoptera; Athaliidae. The record is from RefSeq and is a predicted model, not a curated record.
GUAAGCAGGUUCGAAAGCAAUAAAUGAGACUGACUGUUAAAGUUUUAAGUAUAGGUGUAUAUGUGCCGCGAUGUGCGAAUGACAAGUUGGCAGUUAGCAGUAAUCGGUGUGAAAAAGAAGAUAAUUAGCGUUUAAUUUGAUAUUAUCACGUGUCACGUUCAAGUGGAUUAUGUACUACUAUUGAAAAUGCAGCACGAGCGUCUCAGCUUUUUGCCGCAGUUCAAUGUUGUGGUUUGAAUGAAUAGAAUUUUGGGAAAUUGAGAGGCGAAAAAAACUGCAGACUGAGUGAUUCUAAGAUAAUAAGAUUAAUGCCGGAACAAUCUUGAUGAUGCGGUGGUGGUAAAACAAUCAAGAUAGUCUGUCGAUUAUCAAAAUGCGCGAAACAAAGUUUCAAACUAAUCGACUACAAUUCCUCAUCAACAUACAUUCCUCUACAUUCUUACAAGAAAUGUAGAACUAGGAACGAGCGUGCACCGUUUCUCUUGCUAAACGUAACGUCGCCCCCGUUACGGUUUGGCGAAUAAUUUUGUCAUCUACAAAUAUAAACAUAACCUUGCAAUCCACGGGAUGGGUAACUGCCUAUGCAAAGAUGCUCCGGAAGAGUCUGAAGCCUAUAACAAUCAAAAUCAUGCCCCAAUCGGAAAUACCGUCCUCCCGGCUGCCAAUGAGUCUGCUGCAGUUGGAGAUGCUGCUUCACCUACAUUCAGAUUCCCAGCCUCUGCUAUUGUCGACAGAUUGGUUCUGGAAACACUCGAGGUGAUCGGUUCGCUGGUUGACAAUGAGCAAGAGCCUCCACCAGCAAUGCUCAAGCUCCAUGCUAUUGCGGAUAAGGAAGAUGGCUGGAUUCAAGUCGUUAGUAGUAUGGUGAACGUCAUACCAAUGAGUGAUCCCCUGGGUCCCUCUGUCAUUACAUUGCUGUUAGAUGACUGCCCUCUGCCCUCAAAGGAUUCUGUACUAAGACUUUCGCACAUGUUUCAACUCUCGCAAAAGGGUCGAAACAAAGUGCAAAUAAGUGCAACCCAGCAACGUAAUAUUUGCGUGGUGCUUGGCUGCAUAGCGGAAAAGUUGGCUGGACCAAGUAGUAUAGCAAUAUUAUCAGAUGCCACUUUGGGAUAUCUUGUUUCGAACUUAAAAAAAGAUGUCGAUCCAUACGUAGUGCUUUUCUCAUUAAUCGGGUUGGAAAAAUUUGCCCAAACCAGUGAAAAUAAGAUAACAAUAAAAAAAAGGCUGCUAUCAGAGAAAGGAAAUCCAUUGUUGGAACUUGAAAAAUGGGUAGAUUCAUCCCACUAUGUACAACGACAGGUGGGCUUCUGUGCUCGGUGGUGCUUAGAUAAUUUAUUUUUAAUGGAGGACAGAAAGUACUCUCAUGACACGGUUGACACAACUGGCAUUAACGUAAUGUUGAACACAAAGGAUGUGAGCGAGUACCUGAAAAUUUCUCCAAACGGUUUGGAGGCACGCUGUGACGCAUACUCGUUUGAGAGCGUACGCUGCACCUAUCAAGUUGACUCUGGUAUUUGGUAUUACGAGAUCCUCAUCAUUACACCUGGAGUCAUGCAAAUUGGAUGGGCAACGAAGGACAGUACCUUCCUUAACCAUGAAGGCUAUGGCAUCGGUGACGAUGAAUUUUCAUUAGCCUAUGACGGCUGUCGAAGAUUAAUCUGGCAUAAUGCCAGGAGCGAGGCGCAACAUGACAGACCAUGUUGGAAGGCUGGUGAUAUUUUGGGCUGUCUACUAGAUUUGAUAAAAAUGGAAAUUAUUUUCUCAAUAAAUGGAGUCCCCUUGAAACCUUGUACUCAAGUAUUCAAAACAGCGAGGUCUGGAUUCUUCGCCGCAGCUAGUUUUAUGUCAUUCCAACAGUGUUUAUUCAACUUUGGCAAUGUCCCUUUCAAAUAUCCACCGACUGACCGAAAGUAUCAAAGGUUUAAUGAACACGCAAACCUUAACGCCGAAGACAAAGUAGUCCUGCCUCGACACAUAUAUUUGGAUCAGCUAAGAAAGCUGAGCGUCCGAGAAGAUUCGUGUACCCUAUGCUUUGAUCAAAAAGCCACCGUCAGGCUGCUACCGUGUGAUCACAGAGGAUUCUGCCAAACGUGUUCGAAGCAAUUAAUCGAGUGCCCAAUGUGUAGAGCGAUGAUAAAAGAGGUCGUCCCGGACAACACAUGACACCUGUAAUAAAGUCUAGCAUUUAUUCAUGAAUUUACCAAUUAAAACUUCCGUUAUUUUUCUUGUCUAGUAUGAGACGCAGAGAGAAGACCGCAAGAUAAUCAUUCGUUGAAAAGUUGUUGUAUAAGUUGUUAUACAAACACACAGUUGUAUUAUAUCUAUCAUUGAUUCAUUUGGUCGUGACAGUAUUUUCACAGGGGAGAAGGAUCAAUAGUUGAAAAAUUUUAACACGAGUGUGCGAAGUCGAUUGCAUUGGGUGUCAUCGGUACCACCACCGUCCCAGCUUGCCUUGCCCUCGGCCGAGAAAGUAUUCCCGGAUGUACUCAAAGAUGAUAAAUUUUCUCUACUUCUGGUGUUGACUCUCGACAGUUCCUAACUACGUAUAGGUAAAUAUAAAUUACAUCUCCGGCCGGGGGUUGAUUUUUAGCAUGUGAUAGGAUUCAAAUUUCAUGUCCUUCUCUUCUAAUUUAAUCGCGUGAAAUAAUCAUUCGCAUGGUAACACUAAAAACACGACGCUCGAUCAUUCGGUCCAUCGUAUUUUGGGAACAACAAAUGUAUUUUCCCAACAUUAUCGUCUCAAAUUACAUUUUUAAGCACGUCGACAGGUAGAGAUGGAGCAAGAGAUACAAAAUACAGUGGAGUAUAUUUAACGAUUAAUAUAAUUAUAUAUAGAUUAUACGCGUACAUGUUAUAUUCUUCGGAGGAUAUAAAAAAGAAAAUUUAACGUUUCA